Messenger RNA from Kluyveromyces marxianus DMKU3-1042, 1575 nucleotides. Its product is annotated as putative asparagine synthase. The record is from RefSeq and is a predicted model, not a curated record. The transcript has a single exon. Lineage: Eukaryota; Fungi; Ascomycota; Saccharomycetes; Saccharomycetales; Saccharomycetaceae. Gene Ontology annotation, molecular function: asparagine synthase (glutamine-hydrolyzing) activity. The coding region runs from base 1 to 1575 and encodes 524 amino acids.
AUGUGUGGCAUUUUAGCUUAUUUUAGAGAUCCCAGCUCAUCUACCGAAGUAAAUGAUGAGUUUCAAGAGUACGAUGAGCAACAUCUCAGUUCAUUAAACCAAUCUCUAUGUUUUGAGAGCAGCACCGAGCUAUUCAACAAGUUAAUUCCCUACAUUGUUAGAAGAGGCCCAAAUUACGCAUCUUUUAGAGCUUUGUCAGAUGUCAAUGCUACCUUUUUCUCUUCCAUACUUUCACUAAGGACACCAUUUACUAAGCAGAGUGUAUUAGUUAAUGAUCGAUAUGUGCUCCAGUAUAAUGGAGAAUUGUACAAUGAUCAAACAUUAGAUUAUGAAGGGUCAGAUAAUGAUACGGCUUUUAUAAUGUCACUUUUGUCUCUAUUGCCUGUGGAAGAUGUCAUUAGAAAAUGCUAUGGAGAGUUCGCUUACACUAUUACUGAUUUAGUUGAAAAGAAAGUGUAUUUUGGUAGAGAUAGUGUCGGAAAGAGAAGUUUAAGUUAUAGAAUUGAUGGAAAAGAUAUCUACAUAACAAGCACAAGUGGUAAAUGUGCUGAUUUUUCGGAUUGUUUGGCUGGUGUCAUAUAUAUAUAUGAUUUGAAAACAAGAUCAUUGGAUGUGUCAAAAAGUAUAAACGACCAUCCGUUCAAAGUUUCAGACCAAGUUGACGAAGGCUUGAGAAAUCUAGAAUAUUAUAAAUCAGAAUUAUACAACAAGCUCAAUCGAGCUGUCUACCAACGAGUAGUGUCCAUACAUCCAUUGCAUCUUGAAAAUAACAAUAUAAGUGUUUUGUUCUCCGGUGGUUUAGAUUGCUCAGUCGUCACCGCUAUAUUAUGCGAGCAGCUUAUCAAAACUCGAAGAAAUACAAAUACUGUGAUAGAGUUACUCAAUGUUGGAUUUGAAAAUCCUAGAACGGGUAAAAUGCCAGCAGAUUCACCUGAUAGAAUUUUAGCUUUAAAAUCUACUGAGUUGUUAAAACGACUGUACCCUGGCUGUAAUAUAAAGUUAAUCGAGGUUGAUGUGCCUUACGAAGAGUACCUCUCCAAGAGAGAGACUGUUGUGGACUUGAUUUAUCCUAAAAACACAGAGAUGGAUUUAUCCAUCGCUAUAGCAUUUUAUUUUGCCUCUAGAGGUAGGGGUAACGUAAUGGAAGGCUCAAACAGAAUAAAAUAUAACAGAACAGGUAUAGUUUUAUUCAGUGGACUAGGUGCUGAUGAACUAUACGGAGGAUACCAUAAACUUGCUAAUAAAUCUGAAGAAGAACUUACCGUCGAGUUACAGAGACAAAUCGAAGGAAUCCAUGAUAGAAAUUUGAACAGAGAUGAUAAGGUAAUCUCAGACCACGGCGUUGAGGUUCGUUAUCCUUUCCUAGAUGAAGAGGUCAUUCGUUUCUCUGUUUCCUUGCCCUUGAAUUAUAAGAUAAACAAAAAUAUACUGAGAGUCAUGGCCAGAGAUCUUCUAGGCCUUGAAUUCAUCAGUGACGAACCUAAGCGAGCUAUUCAGUUUGGGGCCAGAAGUGCAAAAAUGACCAAGGAUAGUAACAAAAAGGGAACUGAUUUACUAAAGAUUCCCACUCAAUGA